GGGCUCGAGGAGCCUCACGAGCCCAUAGUCACCGUCACGUCUACUUCCGCGGUAAAUCGUUAACAAUGGACGAAGUCCUGUCCCUUAAAGAGUCCGUCCUCUUCUACCUCGACAGGAGCGGUGGCCUCCAAAAACUGGUCGAGGACUGCGAGCCCUUUAACGGCCCUCAGCAGAGCGAGGCGGUCUACCGGUUCUGCGUGUCUGUGAACCCAUCGGAUGUGAUGGAGCUGGAUCCUCUGCUGGGGGACCGGGUCCUCCACGACCCGCUGACAGCCACAAGCCUGUUCAGAUCCGUUUGCUUCAUUUCAAUAAAAACCCUUUCUCUGAUUGAACAAAUACACACUGAGAACCAGGUGAAUAUUAUUCUGAAACUGACGCAUCUGCCGCCGUUCCCGGAGUACACCCUGGACCUGAGUGCGGCCCCCCGGAGCUACGGCCUCACGCGGCCCUUCGCCAUGGAGGGCCUGGUCAUCGCCAUGACGAGGACCACCCAGUACACGCAGGGGGCCCGCUUCCUCUGCAGCGACGACGACUGCCCCUGCUCCACAGGCUACACCCACAUCAGGGUGCACCGGCCCGGGGCCACGGAGGCGGCCACCGUGAGGAGGGACUUCAGCUGCCUGGUCUGUGGGGCCCCCCUGAAGGAGGACCUCAAGUUCAGGGUGCUGGGGGAUAAGCAGCUGGUGGAGUUGAUCCACGUGGGGGUGCUGGACGUCCUCAACGUCCACCCUCAGAGGUCCCUCCGCUACCAGUCCGUCACGCUGUUCCUCAGAGACGAGCUGUGUCACUCCAUGGAGCUGGGCCGGCUCUACCGGGUGCUGGGCAUUCCUGCGCUGGUGCACCAGUGGCCCGGCCUCACCUGGAGCGUGGAGGCCAGCAGUGUGCAGCCCUGCGAGCCCGUCUACCCCCACACGGUGAGCGGUGACCUCCAGGCUCUGCUGAAGGCCACGGCCGGCUCUCCCUGGAGGUUCCCCGGCCUGCUGGCCCACUCCUUCGGCUCGGAGGUGGUUCCCCCAGGCCGGUAUGACACCCUGAAGCUGGCCCUGCUCCUCAGCCUGGUCCAGACCACCCCCGAGACGGCCGAGGCCUUCCACAGCCUGGACCUGUUGGCCCUGGCCAGCGACACGCUGGUCAUAGACCGGCUGAUGGCCUACAGCUUGAGCCUGGCUGUCCGGGGGGUCCGGCACCAGGCCCAGGGGGAGAUGUUCGCCUCGCUCUCCAGGGACGAGCACGGCGCCGGCACCGCCAACGUCCAUGCGGGCUCCGCCCUGCUGGCCAGCGGGGGGGUUUGCAUGCUGGGGGACCUGGGGGGCUUCCGCAAGGACAAGCUGGACGCCAUCCAGUCAGUCCUGGAGAGCCGUGCGGUGGCGGUCUUCGUCCCGGGGCGGCGGUACGGCGAGGAGGCCGACCAGCAGCUCUCCUUCCCGGUGCGCUGCAGCUUCUGGGCCCUGGCCGACGCCUCGGAGGUGCUGCUGCGGAGGUCCGGGCCCCGGGGCCACAGCGCGCUGCUGGGGGCCACGGAGAUGGGUCCGAAGCCCAGCCAGCUGGCCGAGUCCUUCGGCCUGGUCCUCCGCUGCCCCGACCCCCUGGGGGAUCCGGGCGUGCUGGCCCAGGCCGCCCACACCCUCAGCCAGGCCCUCCCCCCCGGGGGGGAACCCCUGUACCCCACCGCCAUCCAGCUCCCCUUCCAGGACUACAAGGAGUUUCUGGCCCACGCCCGGGGUCUGAGAGGGGAGCUGAGCUCCGGAGCAGAGAAGAUGAUCCACGGGUACUACAUGGCCAGCCGCAGGGUCCGCUGCGACCAGAACCACGGUGUCAAGGUGUCCGUGGCCUCCGUCAAACUGAUGAUCACCCUGGCGGAGGCCCACUGUAAGCUGUGUCUGAGGACCACCGUGGAGGAGGAGGACGCCCUCAUCGCGGUCCUCCUGUGUGAGAACUCCAUCACCCUACAGCACGGGGCCUCGGUACUCGUUAUCCCCCCCGACCCUGCGUUCCCCUGUGACCUGGGCGGGGGGGUGGGGGCCCUGCUCCAACGAGACCUGCUGCUGGAGGACCUCCGUCAGGCCGUGCUGCGCUUCAUCUACGCCUACGCCCCGGGGGCGGCCGCCUACAUCGCCGAGGAGUGACCUCCGACCCCCGGGCAGCGGCGGGAAGGAAAAAUAUCUUCCAACAUAGACUUGGAUCACUCAACCAGAAGAAACUAUACGGCCUCAGUUUCGCAGAAUGAUAUAAAAGCUUAUGAAUCCAUUUGUCACUAUGUAGUUCUCAGGGCUCACCUGUAGCUCUGCAUUGGGUUCCUCGUCACCACACCCAUCUGGCCUUCACAGGAUCCACUAAAGCAGAAAGGAAUGAAAUGUACAUUUAAAUAAAGAAUUUAUGAUUGCU
Molecule: messenger RNA, 2385 nt
Organism: Gadus macrocephalus (Pacific cod)
Lineage: Eukaryota; Metazoa; Chordata; Actinopteri; Gadiformes; Gadidae
Gene: mcmdc2
Product: minichromosome maintenance domain containing 2
Exons: 15
Coding region: 66-2126 (686 amino acids)
Biological process (GO): double-strand break repair via break-induced replication
Molecular function (GO): DNA binding; ATP binding; single-stranded DNA helicase activity
Source: RefSeq, a predicted model, not a curated record